Molecule: messenger RNA, 2009 nt
Organism: Megalobrama amblycephala (Wuchang bream)
Lineage: Eukaryota; Metazoa; Chordata; Actinopteri; Cypriniformes; Xenocyprididae
Gene: cavin2a
Product: caveolae associated protein 2a
Exons: 2
Coding region: 95-1495 (466 amino acids)
Cellular component (GO): cytoplasm; caveola
Molecular function (GO): protein kinase C binding
Source: RefSeq, a predicted model, not a curated record
GGAAUGUUGUUUUUAGAGAGGCACAGAAGGCAGGAGAGUGUCUGAGAGAGUCAACCUAACCACACCAUUCUAAACCACCAGCAUUGACUCCAGGAUGGGUGAAGACUCCUCUCACGCUGAGCGAAGCACAGCCACCUUACCCAGGGACGAAAGCACCCCGACACCAGAUGCUCAGGAUUCUCAGGAUCUCCUAAUUCCGAGCUUCAGCCCCAGCUCGGUGCCCUCCUCACCUGUCAACACCCUUUCCCGUCUGGGCCCCAAGUCCCCCACCAGCCCAACGGCCACUGGCAGCCAAGUCAGCGCCAUCACGGUGGUGGCUCUGCUCGACAAGCUGGUGGUGAUGAUCGAGGCGGUGCAGGAGAACCAGCAGAGGAUGGAGAAGAAGCAGGCUGAGCUGGAGGGGGCGGUCAGGGUGGUGCAAGGCGACGUGACCCGACUUACUAAGAGCCACACGUCCACGGCCAACAGCGUGGCCAAGCUUCUGGAGCGCUCGCGCAAGACUGGCAACAACGUGAAGGAGGUGAGGGAGCGCCUGGAUAAACAGAGCAGCCAGGUGAAGCGUCUGGAGGCCAACCACGCCCAUCUGUUGAAGAGGAACCACUUUAAAGUAAUCAUCUUUCAGGAGGACAAUGAAAUCCCAUCCACUCUGCUCACUAAAGAUGGCUUGGCCUCCACCUCUCAGGAUGAAAUUGCUCCAUCUGCACCAACUCCGCUCACUGAUUUAAACCGCUCUCAAGAUGAGGGCCUGCAGACCAUCAGCCUCUCCUCCGACGACAAUGAGGAAAAAGGAGCAAUGAGCCCCCAGGCAGAGGGCGGCGAUGAUUCCCUGGUGGAUCUGCAUGAAGACAGCUUCCCAGGCUUGGGAAGUGAACAUCUGGAGCGUUCUCGUGCUGACAAAUUCAAGCGCUCCAGUCUGAAGAAGGUGGAUAGUCUGAAAAAGGCCUUCUCAAGAAGCAGCAUAGAGAAGAAGAUCAACAAGAUCGUGCCUCCAGAACAACGUGAGAAGAUCAAGAAAAGCUUCAUCCCCAACCACCCGAAGAGCACCUCUUCCAAGAGCUCAUCCUUCCGUGUCUCGCCAAUGACCUUCAAUGUUAAGAAGGUACGAGAUGGAGACGCCGACUCCUCCCAGCAGCCCGGAAGCUCACCCAGAAACCUCAGCCCGGUGGAGGUUCCCAACAUUGGGGGACCUGACGGCGAGCUGCCCCUGGCUGAGUUACACUCCCCAAGUGAAAAAGCAAACGGAGAUGAUCACCACAGUCCCUCCACACCACAAAGCACCGAUGGAGAGGUGUUCAUUACAGAUGAGGCUGGAGGUCUCGAGAACGGUCCAUCUGCAACUCUGGCUGAAGAGGAAGUGGAUAAAGAAGAUGAUGACACUGAUGAUAAUGAUGAAAAUGGUGUGGAAGAGGAGGAGGAGGAGAAAGAAUCAAGACCCGCAGAAGAAGUGCCCGUGUCUCCGCCGUCGACUUCAGCUACCAUUGAGCUAACUUCUUAAAUAUAGCUUUUUCUAGCCCUUUGACUUCCAUCUACUUCUGAGACUUUGAGAAGCAUAGUUACUCACUUGUGCCACUGGUAUCUUGUGCCCAAGCUUGUUUAAUGUUAGCAUGUCUGCUGAAAUAAUAUAUCGCCCUGAAUUAACCCUAAAUAUAAUGUAACUAUAACCUAUUGUGUUAAGUUCAGAAAUUAAGCAUGUUCUUGUAGGAGGAAAUUCCAUUUAGGAUCCAUUCCAAAUGGAUUGUACAAAGGCCCAGAGAAUGGUACAGCAGUUCAGACCACUGUCACCACAAUGAUACACCGAAAUAGUUAUAUUUUCCUGUGGGAGCCUGUGAAUACCAUGAAAUUGACUGAACUGAAAUGCCUGAAAUCUCAUUCUCUAUCUUUUUUUCUUUGUGUAGGAGAGGCAAUGUGUGUGCCAAUCUGCCCUUUGUUAUGCUGGAGUCCAGACUCUCUUCUGUCAGUGUACAUAAGAUUUAGUAUUAAAUUGUCUACAAUAAAGUACUAUGGAAGUA